CAAAACGCUCUCAUAGACGCUACCUCUCCCUCUCCCUCUCUUUCUUUCUCUUCUAUUCUUUCUCUCUUCUCUUUCUUCUUCUCCCUUAUUCUCUCUUCUUUCUUCUUCUGUUUUCCUUUUCUUUCUCCAAACGCUCCCUCUCACUCUCUUUCUUUCUGUUAUGUUCUUUUUCAGGGCAGAUUCUGGCAACUAGUGGACUGUUCCGUUGAUGACCUUCCGGUGGGUGAUUUAGAAGAGUUUUCCGGUGAUUUUUCCUAAGUUUCAAGCAUGAAAUUAUCAAAGAAUUUUCUGUUGCAUGACUUUCGGGACUCUUAGUUGCUGCUGUCUGAGGCAAAAGUUUUAAAUUUCAUAUUCAAUGGGAUCGUGAUGUCUUUCUAUGGGAUUGCAGGUCUCUUUACUAGCAAACCUUGAUGAAAGUUUUCUGAGAACACGCUGCAAUCUUGGCUACAGAGCAAGUCGCGUAUUGAAACUUGCUCAGGGUAUUGUUGAAGGCAGAAUUCAACUAACACAACUUGAAGAAGCCUGUAAAGGAGCAAGCUUAUCCAGCUACAAUAUGUUGGAUGACCAGUUGAAAGGAAUUGAUGGAUUUGGUCCUUUUACAUGUGCCAAUGUGCUUAUGUGCAUGGGAUUUUACCACGUCAUUCCAACAGAUUCUGAAACUAUUAGGCAUUUAAGACAGGUCCAUGCAAAAAAAUCCAACUCUCAAACAGUGCAGAGAGAUGUUGAAAACAUAUCUAUGGGAAGUAUGCGCCAUUUCAGUUCUUGGAAUACUGGUCUGAACUCUGGCACUUCUAUGAGAAAAGAUUUGGGAAGCUAAGUGAAAUGCCAUGCUCCGAUUAUCACCUAAGCACUGCCAGUAAUAUAAGAAUCGCAAGUGAAAUGCCAACUCUUUACAUUUUUUUUGUUUAUUAUUACCAAAAAUAAAAUGAUGUGAAAUCACAUAGAGUUCUAUAAAAAAACACAUGAAUGACGAUUUGCAGUAGAUCAAGAGAACCAAAUAAAUCUAAGAUUACUUGGUUAUUUAUUUGAAGUUCAAUGCUUAAUUAUUUAUUUGGUAUUUCAAAACUGUUUCUAUUCUUCUUUUGUACAACCGUUUCUAUUCUU
Molecule: messenger RNA, 1104 nt
Organism: Alnus glutinosa
Lineage: Eukaryota; Viridiplantae; Streptophyta; Magnoliopsida; Fagales; Betulaceae
Exons: 5
Coding region: 377-817 (146 amino acids)
Biological process (GO): base-excision repair, AP site formation; DNA repair
Cellular component (GO): nucleus
Molecular function (GO): 8-oxo-7,8-dihydroguanine DNA N-glycosylase activity
Source: RefSeq, a predicted model, not a curated record